CCACAAAAGGCCCAAAAAAGUAAAGCCCAAUCCAGUAUACACAUAAAAAAAGAAUAGAAAAAAUCAUAAACAUAGAGUAAGGGUCAAGAAGUUUUAUUCUCAAGUUUGAAAUCCUUGAAGAAUGACUACUCUGGAUUCUCAAGUGACUAUGGUUCCGGCUGGUGAACCCUCCAGCAGCACCUGUCCUUCUUCAUCCAGCAAGAAGCCCAAGCGAUUCGAGAUCAAGAAGUGGAAUGCCGUUGCUCUAUGGGUAUGGGAUAUCAUUGUGGACAAUUGUGCUAUCUGCAGGAACCAUAUCAUGGAUCUCUGUAUUGAGUGCCAGGCCAACCAUGCUAGCGUCACUAGCGAGGAAUGCACUGUAGCUUGGGGAGCUUGUAACCAUGCUUUUCACUUCCAUUGCAUAAGCAGAUGGCUCAAGACUCGACAAGUAUGUCCCCUAGAUAAUAGCAAGUGGGAGUUUCAGAAAUAUGGUCACUAGAACUUGGAUGCGGCUGAUAUACUUCCAACUGGGGACAUUUGAUUUGAUUGUUUUCUAUCAAAUAUUUAUAGCUCUACAUUAUUGUCGUUGGAGUUUUACUAUCUUUCAAAAGUACCUUCUAAAUUUUUAUCAUAUUCGGUUCAUCACAUCAUUCAAACCUACUAAUGUGGUAAAUCCGGCCUCAUAACCCACACAAAAAAAAAAAGCAAUAUUAUGUCACCUAAUGUACUGCCUAUUUUCACAAA
Molecule: messenger RNA, 723 nt
Organism: Vigna radiata var. radiata (mung bean)
Lineage: Eukaryota; Viridiplantae; Streptophyta; Magnoliopsida; Fabales; Fabaceae
Product: RING-box protein 1a-like
Exons: 5
Coding region: 122-478 (118 amino acids)
Biological process (GO): protein ubiquitination; ubiquitin-dependent protein catabolic process
Cellular component (GO): cullin-RING ubiquitin ligase complex; nucleus
Molecular function (GO): ubiquitin protein ligase activity; cullin family protein binding; zinc ion binding
Source: RefSeq, a predicted model, not a curated record